This is a messenger RNA of Xyrauchen texanus (razorback sucker), 10199 nucleotides long. RefSeq names its product protein Atg16l2-like. The transcript is spliced from 18 exons. Gene Ontology annotation, biological process: autophagosome assembly; negative stranded viral RNA replication. NCBI's taxonomy places the organism in Eukaryota, Metazoa, Chordata, Actinopteri, Cypriniformes, Catostomidae. The record is from RefSeq and is a predicted model, not a curated record. Gene Ontology annotation, cellular component: autophagosome membrane. Bases 112 to 1881 code for a protein of 589 amino acids. Gene Ontology annotation, molecular function: protein binding.
CGGUUUCCUGUGCACUUCACGAGAAUGGAAAACAAACGUAACACUUCCAGUUGACGGCUGGACAUCUAUGAAAUAUGUCUAAGAAAGUGGAUUAUUGUUUUAUUACUUUAUAUGAUCAUGGAGUGCGCAAGAAACUCUGAAGUGAAACAGAGCGAAACAUGGAAGCGUCACAUUAUGAGACAGCUGAAAUCUCGCAACAUGUCACAGACGAGUGUCUUCCAGGAUAUUAUAGAGUCAUAUCACAGUCUGCUUGAGAAGUCUAAGCAAAGAGCCCUCAUUACCAAAGGUAUUCUGGGAUCAGGAACAAGGUCUUCAGGGGUGCCCCCCACUGAGGAUUCUUUGACCUCUUUGAAGACAACAACUGGCGAGCUAGCAUAUCAAGUGGUGGAACUGCAGCAGAGAAUCCAGCUAAAGGAAGCUGCACUUAAUGAACAACAUACCAAGCUGUAUGAGGUUCAAAAUUGCCUAAGUGUUGUGGCAUCAGAGCACAGUGCGCUUCAGGAACGCGUGGCGGAGGUGCAGGAUGGGAACCGGCUGCUGAAACAGAAAUAUGACACGCUGCUGGAGGAGCACCAGCGCAUGGAAAAGACAUACCGGCAGGAGAAGCUCCACAGCUCCGAGAUCUUGGAGAGCAUGAUCCUACCCAAACAACAGGCCGCUGUCCGCAUGAACCAUCGGAAUGAGAGGAGAGUGAGAGCCAGAGAGGCCAAUCUUCAUAAAGAACUUCAGAUAGCUGCCAGUAAGGAUGUGAUGAUUGAUGAAGAUUCUGGAAAUGUGUCAACCUCCAAUCCAUCUUCACCAAAAUGUGAACCUUCAGAGAGGCUCGAGCGAUGCCAUGGACCACUUUUCAGGUCCGCUUCAGCUACAUCCCCCCGUAUCAUCAGCUCCCUCAGAGGUCUUUUUGAGAGGAAGAUUAGAGGAAAAUCAGUUUGCAGUUCAGAGGAAGAUCUCUAUAUACCAUUAGGGGUUUGUCUGGCUGCAAGGGUCCCAAUGAAGGCCAUUUUUGCACUGGAUGCGCAUGAGCUCGGCAUCAACGCUGUGAGGUUCAGUACCAGGUCAAACCUGCUGGCCACAGGGGGAACUGAUAGAGUCAUCAAACUGUGGGACAUUGAAGCAGGAGCUCUUCAGAACAGAGGGACACUAGAUGGAAGUAAUGAGGGCAUCACAAGCAUUGAGUUCGACCGUACGGGCACUCGGAUUUUAGCUGCGUCAUAUGACAAGUCAGCUCUAUUUUGGAGGCUAGAGGACAGCGUUCCCAAGGUUACAUUGACUGGCCAUUCUCGUAAAGUGACAGCAGCCAGGUUUAAGUACAGUCAGCGACAGGUGGUCACGGGCAGUGCAGACCGGACUGUAAAGAUUUGGGACCUUCAUCGAGCAGCAUGCAUACAAACCAUCAAGGUUUUGUCUUACUGCAGUGAUGUGGUGUGCUCUGAGUACCUAAUAAUCAGUGGCCAUUAUGACAGAAAAAUACGGUUUUGGGACAGCAGGUCAGCGACGUGCACACAAGAAGUGCCUCUUCAGGGCAGGGUGACAUCAUUGGACCUCUGCCCCAACCACAGGCAGCUGCUCAGCUGCUCCAGGGAUGAUGUCCUGCAGCUGGUGGACCUGAGAAAGAGCAACGAUAGGGUGGCCUUCAGGGCAGAGGGCUUCAAAUGUGGAAGUGACAGCACCAAGGCCAUCUUCAGUCCGGAUGGAAGUUAUCUGGCAGCUGGCUCUGCAGACGGUGCCUUGUACAUAUGGAGUGUGAACAAAGGAAACCUGGAAAAACGUCUUCCUGCCAUGCACAGUUCUCCAAUAAGUGCAGUGGCUUGGUCAUUGUCGGGCGAAUAUGUUGCAAGUGUGGACAACAGCCGUCGAGCUGUGCUCUGGAGUGACAUCUGAGACCGAAGACAAACAACAGAAUUUAUCAACUGAAAUCACUCCUGGAUAUUCACUCAGGGAUGUCAUCAAAACAGCCUUAUUGGGUGGGAAAUCUCACACUCUGCACUCCCUCAUCAACAAGACUAUUAUAGUGUGUGACAGUCUGUUGCUAAGAAGCCUCGUUGUUCAUAAGCACAAACAGAUGUGCUAAUGUUACAUAGGUCUGGCAACAGUGGCGUGGAGCUCUGGGUUUUGUUAUGAAACCUUGUUACAGAUGCAUUUCUGUUGCAGAUGGUGGCGAAACAUUUGUAAGCCUUCAUCUCACUUGACAUUUUGUACUGUAGUUGUUAGCAACUUUGGAAUUUGACCUCUCUUUGAACUCUUUUAUAAACUCCUUUUCUAUCAAAAGGAAACAUGAACCAAAUGAAGCCAACCAUUUUUAAGACCAAAACAUUUCUGAAUACGUGGAAACUCAACCCUGGCACAUAUCAGUCCUAUUUUUAGAACACAAAACCCAAAACUUAAUUUUGAAUGCCUGCUACAAGAAGGACCAUUGUAUAUUGUAACAUACGGACACUGAGAUUCUUAAAUGCAAUACUAUAUAUAGAUUAUGUGGGAAUUUAUAUAUAAUUAUAUUGUAUAUAAUUGAGAGGAAUAGUUCAGCCAAAAAUGAAAAUUUUCUCACCAUUUAUUCACCCCCAUGUUUUUUUAAAAUUCUUACUUUCUUCUGUGGUGCACAAAAGCAGUUAUUUAUAGCAGAAUGUCCAAGCUGCUCUUUUCCAUACAAUGAAAGUGACUGGUGGCAAGCAAGAUAUUCAGUAAAGUCUUAGGGUGCUUUCAGACCUGUAGACCAUUUGCUUAGUUCCGAAAUGGGGACUAAAUUGUUACAAUGUUGUAUUUUCUUCUUGGUUCGGUUCGCUUUCACAUGGCAACAUUUAAAAAUGACCAAAACUAUGUCAAAGUCACAUGUGAGCAAACUGUCCCCUUAUUGGUCACUAUGUUUGGUUGCUGUUCCAGGAUUAAGCUCAUCCAUUGAUAUACCAGUUAAAAUUAUAUUCCUGUAAAGUUUCCGUCAUGGUUAUUUUUAUCUGUCAAUAAAGCUGUGUACAUUUUCUUUUUAUUUGUCAAAAAGUUGCUAACGCUGUCCUACCAGUGUUCUGACGCUAUCCAAAAGAGAGAAACAAUCAUACUAAAAUUACAAAAGUUUUAAUAUAGUUGCCAAAAGGCUAUAGCCACGUUUUGAUGAUGAAUUACAGAGAAGUGCUGAUCUAUAGAUUUACACCUCAGUUAUGUUCAUGGUUUUUAUAGGGAUAUUGUUUGGUCCGUUGUGUCGGUUUGCAUUCUCACCACAAGCAAACUGCCACAGAGUUGGUUUGCAAUCGAUCCGAGACCGCCCGAUUGUUUUGGUGUGGAUCCGAGUGCAAUUUCCCUGUUCAUAUAUGCCAAAAUGAACCGAACCAAGAGAGCAAAAGUACCAUGUUCCGAAACAAAUGCUCUAAACGAGCCAGGUGUGAAAACGCCCUUAAAUUUCAGUCUGUUCAUCAUACAAAGCUAUUGUAUGGCUUUAGAAGACAUUUAUAGUGUCAUGCUAUUUUUAUGAUGCUAUAAUUGUGCUUUUUGUCCUUUUUGGAGCUUGACAGCCCCUAGUCUGCAUCCAUUUUCAUCAUAAUGAAGAGAGAAGCUCAGACAUUCCACUAAAUUUCUAGGUUUGGAACGACUUUAGGGUGAAUAAAUGAUGUCCGAAUUUUCAUCUUUGGCAGAACUAUCCCUUUAAACACAGCCUCAGGGAAGUGCUUAGUUAUAUUGGAUUGACAAGCUUUUUAAAAAUGAAUGAGAGGAAAGCUUGCCCUCCACCAUGCUCUUUAGCGCUGUCAUAGAGACCCAGUAUGCUCACUGCUAAACUCCACUCUGAUUAGCAUUUAAAAGAGCCCUCUGUCUGAUGAGAAUCACACUGCGCCACUCUCACUGACUUUGAAGACCGAAAUGACUGCCACCAGACAUCACACAAGUUCAGCGUAAUGCAGAUUGGGAUUGGCGUGAUUUCAUUUGCUGCCUACAUUUGCAUGUUAACUAUGUUUUAGAUGAGGAAAGUCUAAUGCCCAUCUUAUUGCUUGUCAGCUUGGCUCAAAAUAUUGGAGUGUGGAAUUCUGAUAUUUAUAGAUUCAACACUGCCUCUGUGCUCAUUGCUAUGAUUAAGUAAGUGCCACAAAAAUCAUUACAAUAGAUUUAUCUUAUAAUUUAAUAAUAUAUUAAAGGUUGGCUGUCUUGAAGAACAUGUCAUAUGGGUCAUAUUUCACCUCAAAAAUCAAAAGACAUUUUUUGACAAAGAAAAUGAAAUGAAAAUGUUUUUGUACCAUUAAGAAUUUGUGUUGUGGAAAAUGAUUUUCAUGACCAUUUAUAACAUUCUCAUUAUUGUAAUGCAUCCAAGAUGUUUUACUUAGUGAGAUUUUCUUGAAAUCAGAAUAAAUUAAAGGCAGUAAAGCAAACAUGAUGUAAAUACUUCACAAUUACAGUAAAUGCAUCUGCAUUAGAGUAAUGAGAAUGAGAUUAAUUUGCAUUGCAGUAAUGAUAAUUGUAGGGGAAAUGAGUUUAAUUAUUAUAUAAUAAUGCAUAAUACCUUAAUGGUCCUAAAAACAGGCUUCAUUUCUCUGCAAAAUAUAAAUAUACUAAAAUACUAUUCCAAAUAACAUACAGUAUUUUUCUUUUGAUUUUUUGGGCAAAUAAAAACACAUUGUUGACAUGUUCUUCACAGGUGUCAUGAGAUUCGUCCAAAAUAAUGUGACUUGAAAUACUCUUUAGAAUAGAAGUUUGAACUGAUAAAGCCUCUUAGAUUAGUGACGGAACACCUUAAACAACAGAGAAACAUGUCUAGUUAACAAUAUUAACUAUUCUAGACAUUUUGAAGUUGAAUAACUGAUAUACAAGUUUUCCAUCGUCAUGAAAAUUCUGGAAAUAUAACAUUUAGAUUUCUAUGCCUGGAAAAGUAAUGAACAUUUCUAUAGUGAAUAUACACUUACUGAGCACUUUAAUAGGAUCACCUCUACGCCUACAUAUUCAUGCAAUAAUCUAAUCAGCCAAUCAUGUGGCAGCAGUGCACUGCAUAAAAUCAUGCAGAUACAAGUCAGGAGGUUCAGUUAAUGUUCACAUCAACCAUCAUAAUGGGAAAAAAUUUUGAUCUCAGUGAUUUUGACCGUGGCAUGAUUGUUGGUGCCAGAUGGGCUGGUUUGAGUAUUUCUGCAACUGCUAAUCUCCUUGGACUUUCCCACACAAAAGUCUCUUGAAUUUAACAAAAAGCGUCCAGUGGGUGGUAGUUCUGUGGACGGAAACGCCUUGUUGAUGAGAGAGGUCAACAGAGAAUGGCCAGACUGGUUCGAGCUGACAGAAAGGCUACAGUAGCUCAGAUAACCACUCUGUACAAUUGUAGUGAGCAGAAUAGCAUAUCAGAGAAUGCACAACAAGUCGAAACUUGCGGCUGAUGGGCUACAACAGCAGAAGACUACAUGGGGCACUUUAUUAGGACCAUAAUGUUCCUAAUAAAGUGCUCAGUGAGUGUAAAUUUUUCUGCCUAAAAAUAUCUCAUCAGCUAGAUUUAGAUUUUGAGAAAAACUUUCAAGCCAUAGUAAAUUCUGAUUUGUAAACAAAUUGUUCUUGUGAGCCAGUGAAUUUGUGAAGAUGGUACACAAAUCAGUCUGAACAAUUCAUAUUAUUAUUCAGCAUGAUCUCAUGACAUUUACGUGACAAUGGCAACAUGUUUGCAAACCAAAAUGACGUGCUUCAUUACACGCUUGGCUGCAGUUUUCCAGUGAAAUGUCCAGCAGGGGGUGCCAAAAGCGAGUGAAAGUAUGUUAAUUCUGGUAAUCAGACUAGGUUUUUGUGGUGAAUAUUUGAUUGAUAUUUUAAUGAGUAAAACCUCUCUAACCUAAAACUUCAACCUAAACAUAACCAAGUGUCUUAAAAAAUAAAUGAGUGAUGACCAAAACAGACAUCCUUACCCCAAACCAAACCUAAACCUAACCGAUAGUGUUUUAAAAGAAAAUUCCACAUGAAAGCACUUUUACUGAAGCAACCACAUCAAUUUGUGUUGCUUCUAUGGUAUUUUUGCUUCACUUUCACUCAAAGCAUCCUUGGCUGGGCUUGAGGCUCAGUCUCUGUGUCCAAAGUCCAAGACACCAUCAGGGGAGCUACCACGGAAGCAGGAAUAUGUCUGUAAAUGUAAGUUGGUCUUUAACACAACCGUUAAUUUUUUUUUUUUUCCGAACGAUGCAUUAGAGUAAACGUUUUUCGAUAUCAUAACAUAGCAGGGUGUGAGUAAUAGAGUUAAAAACACCUGUUUCUAAAAUCAUAAACAGCCAUAGUACCAGUGAUUCGUGUACGUGAAUAAAACGCACAGUUGUUUUAGCACCUCUAGUGUUCAUUUCAUAAGGAAACUGCAGCAAAACAUAGAAAGCGGCAUGUGAAACUCAGUUUGCAAAAAUGUAGUUGCAGUAACGUUUAUUCUAUGCAACUAGGUUUAGCAAAUUGGUCUGAAUCUAUAUGAUUUUCAGUAAUCUGAAAUUACUGAAACGGUCAUGAAAAAGUCAAUUUCAUUGGUCAAAAAUGGUGGGGUAUACCCUAGAUAUACAAUGAAAUUAGUUUGAAUAGCAAAAUUGUGCACAGGAAAUAAAAAUACAGGGAAGCUUACAUGUUGCACUACUUGGAGGAAUAGAUUUCAGAUUAAAUGUAUACAGUAUUUGUUUACCCCUAAAAGGGACAUUUUAUUGUUUGACGAACACGUUUUCUUUUAUUAAUUAUAUUAUUACCGCUGUAAACUUCAAGAACCCUCCCUUUCCAAAUGUGGAUUGUUCUAGUAGCACAGAUAUCAAGGGAACAGCUGUAUAUAUGUUAACAACACACCCACUUUUGUAAAACCACUUCAUAUUUUUUUUUUCUUCUAUGUUUUCUGAGGGAAAUAAACAGAAUAAAUUAUAGGAUGCCAUAGCAAACUACAGAGUAAAAAUCAAAACCAGAGAGUUUGACAAAGUGGUUAGGAAUGCAAAGAAUAAAAACAAACAUUCCAACAGUUUUGGUUGUAAGAUCCAGUUUCCAAAAAUAAGGUACAAAAUAGGGCCUGAAAUUUCUUUUUCAAAAAUAAAUAAGAUAAUGUCAUUGUCAACCUCAGGCAGGUCAAGCUAAGUAUUAUGAGUGGAUUUUCUAUUUAACUCUUGCAACCCUGUUACCAAAAUUCUGGACAUGCCUGAAUAGAAUUUAAAACUCUGAUUUGUGUGAUUUUAAUAGAUUAUUCAAAGGUGACAAGGUUGUAAAUAUAGCCUAAGCUCUCAUUUAGUUUGGGCUUGCUAGUUUGGACAAAAUGUUGGUUUUUAGUGAUUGAUAAGAUCAUAUUUCCCAUAAAUUAAAGACAGAUAUUUGCUUGAACAUUUAUUCUCGCAAUACCUUGAUAACAGGGUUGAAUAUUUGCACUUGACGAAUGCAGUCAACACAAAUGUGUGUGAAAAAAUUAAGAGAAGGGGCUGUUUAAACCAGGCUAAUUUUCAUGCUACAAUAAUUCUGUUAGUUAGUUUACCUAACAUAUCUAAUAGUUCAAAAAAAGGUAAAAAAAAACAGGGUAUUUGUAUCUAAAGCUUUAAGAAAAUGUAACUGGACACCAAAGUGUACCUUAUUAGUGGAAAGUGCUAACUAAGAACAUUUAUUAACAUGUAUUUUUGUCAGACUUUCAUUUUUAAGUGUUGCAUGUUUUGCCAUAAGUAAUGAUGCUAUGGGUAUUGGUGUUUGUAAUGUUUUGUCAUAUGUCAUUUGUAAUAUAUUUGUGUUAUUUUUAAACUCAGUUCAAGAAUCCUAAUGUUCCUUUUUAAACAUCUUUUAAUUGCAGUGGCUAUUUGACAUGGUUUGCAAUUGCAAUGUAUUUUCCUAAGCUGAACUGGUAAAUUCAACAUGGACUCAUGACAACUCGUAAUCAUUUGUUGAGAUGGCAAAAUCAUAAUAUAUGGUACGACUUGGCUCACGCGAUAAGGUGCGACUGUUAGACCAACAAUCAACAAACAGAAUUUAAAAUCAAUACAAUACCGGUGUCAAAUUUGGCUAGCCUCCAACACAUUAUUUUAAGAAAGGAAACAAAUGUGGGCCUGUGUUGCUCAGCGAGUAUUGACGCUGACUACCACUCCUGGAGUUCUAGAGAGGGUUUAGUCGCAUGAGUUAACCUACUCAUGGUCACGAUUAGUGGUUCUCACUCGUGUGGUAAGUUGUGCGUGGAUCUUGGAGAGUAGCAUGAGCCUCCACAUGCGAAGUCUCCGCGGUGUCAUGCACAACGAGCCAUGUGAUAAGAUGUGCGGACUGACGGUCUCAGAAGUGGAGGCAACUGAGACUUGUCCUCCACCACCCGGAUUGCCACGAGGACCUGCUAAGUAGUUGGAAUUGGGCAUUCCAAAUUGGGAGAAAAGGGGUUAAAAAAAAAAGGAAACUAAUUUGGUUACUCAUUAAAUAGAUUUAAGCAACACAAAUCACCGAUGAAUGUCAAUAACCAGUAAUCUGCUUCCCUCGUCUCGGUCAAAUCCCCAAUAUUGUCUUUCUUCCGUGGUACACCAAAGUUAUUUCACUAAUAAAAUUAGGGAUGUACUGAUACUGGUAUCAUAAUCGAGUCUGAUACCGCGCUUAUGUACGCAACAUGCUUAUAAAAAUGCACAGAUACCAAAACCGAUAACGUGACGUACCAAUGUACUUAGUAAACAUUCAAACACAAAUUGUGUCCUGGUGAGAUUAUCUAACCACAGAAGCUGUGAUUUAAUGAGAUAAAUAUAUAGUUUGCAUAUUCUGAUAACCUGUAAGCACUUAAAAUAGAGAAACAAUCAUAGAGAUUUAGUGUUUUUUUUUUUUACAUGUCUGAAUGUUAGUGCCACCUAUUGUCCGAUCCAUACCAAAUUUUGCAUGCUUCUAUGGAAUCACGUUUCAUUUGUGUACUAAAUUAGAUUUCAAUCGGAACCUUUGUUUAGGAGUUAUUUGCUUUUGGGUUAACUAAGCCACACACAUGUUUACAGUACACUAAUAUAGCCAUUUUAAAUAGAAAAGUUCUAAGAUUUUUAUAAUUAUUGAUCUAGAAGUUCAAAGAAUUGUACUGCACUAGUUGUGUGAGGGUUAAGUGAAAAACCUAGGACUUUUUUUUUUUUAUCUAAAAUGUUUAACAAAAAAUUUGAUUGACACCUAUGAUUCUUGAGGCAAAGUUGUUCAGAAUGAGGAGAUCUAUCAUAUGACAUGAAUAACGUGUCGGUGUGAGACAUUUCAGAAUAGAGCUGUUCAGCCGUGACGUCAAUUUGUAGGCAUACCCAGAAGUCUAAUUCGCCAUGAGUUUCCUCUAAUGGGGUUUUUGAACUUAUGAGUAAAAUAAGGUCUGUGGUAAACAUUACUUUAUGAUACGUGAAGGUUUUGUUCUACAACGUAAAUUACACACAUUCUUAUCCCAAACAUGAAGCCAUGUUAAAUUGGAUUGUGGUAUGACUGUGUGUAAUUUAUGCUGUAGAACAAAACAUCCACGUAUCAACAAGUAAUGCUUACCACAGACCUAACUUUACAGCCCAAUUAGAAAAACCCAUAGGAAAAUACAGCGGGAACCCAUGGCGAAGUAUCUUUCGGGUUUGUGGACUACAACCAGAACAACUCUUUAUACAACCAUUCACACGCAUGUAAAACAAGAUAGCACAAACAUUUAUAAUUGUUAUAGCACCACUUAUUGUCCGAUCUCCAUAAUAAAUCAAUAGUAAUUGUAUUGUAUUCAAGCAAUAUCUCAUUUGUGAUGCUGUGCUAUGCAGGACUUUAUUUGGAAAAAAUAACUCCAAUUAUGCUGAUGUUCUGUGCAUAAGCACUUCAUUUGAUUUAAAAUAGUACAAUAUAAUGUUGAAAAUAAUAGUUAUAUUUUCAUGAAUUCAUUUAUUUAAACACAAACUGUUGAUAAUGAGAUAUGAGAUAAUGUUGAUAAUCAGGUAUCGGACUCUGUAUCGAUACCAAAAAUGAAGUUUCGGUACUCGUACUCAUUAAAAAAAAAUAAAAUGGUAGCCCUAAUUAAAAUCUUGGUCAGGUUUAGGCUUUGGUAAAGAGGUUAGACUUUAUGGUUAGGUUUAUGUAAGGGGUUAAACCUAGGAAAAAUCAUUUUAACCUUGUUCUUUGGUUCCAUUAGGGAGUAAGUUUUACGUUUUUGUACGAGCCAUUUCGUUCAAUUUCACCAACUCUUACUAUUAUUACAACUUGUUAUGAGGCCAGGUUGGGUAAGUUAGCCACCAACUUUUCAAAAAGACAUGAUAAAAACACUAAAAAUAGAAUUAGGGAUGCUUUUCCAAUGAAUAAAACCAUGCCAU